Ochotona princeps (American pika) is the source of this 3280-nucleotide messenger RNA. RefSeq names its product serine and arginine rich splicing factor 11 (gene SRSF11). Gene Ontology annotation, biological process: RNA splicing. Gene Ontology annotation, molecular function: RNA binding. NCBI's taxonomy places the organism in Eukaryota, Metazoa, Chordata, Mammalia, Lagomorpha, Ochotonidae. The transcript is spliced from 12 exons. Gene Ontology annotation, cellular component: nucleoplasm. Bases 1239 to 2123 code for a protein of 294 amino acids. The record is from RefSeq and is a predicted model, not a curated record.
CUCACCUUUGCCAGUCUCAUCUCGUGUCUGCUUUGUUAAAUUCCAUGAUCCGGACUCAGCAGUUGUGGCACAGCAUCUGACAAACACUGUAUUCGUUGACAGAGCUUUGAUAGUCGUACCGUAUGCAGAAGUUCUUUUCCCUGGUUCAGCCUGAACUAUAUACCAGGCCCUGCUGAAAAUACCACCCAACAGUUUUCUUCUGCAGCUUAUCCAGUUUCUCUUAAGUGCCCUGUACAUAUUGUAUGUUUUAUGAUGAGAUGCAGUUUCUUAAUAUGUAUUACAGAAAUACUACUGGUAUUUGCAAAUAUGUAGUUUAAUUGUAUUAUUGAACUCUCAUUUUGGGGGCUUGGGCACAUUAACAGAUUAAUCCAUCUGAAUAGGGCUUUUGCUGUUGGAUAGAAUUUAAAUUGUCAAAUAUUUGUCUUAGGACCCAUAGAUUUUAUCUGAAUACACAGAUUAGGCUUUAAAAACAGACAUAUUUGUCACUUUUUUCUUAAGGAGUUCGGCUACAUUAGCUUUCGAACUGACAUUAUAUAGCAUCAUUUUUGGUAUGGUUAGCAUGGCACUUGUUGGAUCAUAAAGCAUUUUACUGUACAGGUAAGGAAUGUGCCAUGUUGUUUUACCUAUUCUCUCUCUCACACAUGCACACACAUACACAUCCAUUGUGUAUUCAGAGACCUCAAACAUUCAUACUCAUUUUCAUGAGCCAGCAAAAGCCCUACGCUUGAUUCCAACAGAAUAUUUCCUUUACAUACUUUUCUUCUCUUAAUUUUUACAAAAUUUGUGUGGUAGGUGUAAAAGAAAAUCAUAGUAACUGUACCAUAUUAUUAACCCCUAAAUCAAACUUUUUUUGUCUUGUGUAUCUUGAUUUUUCUGUGUGCUUUAUAGUGAAGCAGCCGACACGAGUCGUUGUUCAUAAAACAGCUUUUGAAAGUUGAGAGCACACCCCUGGAGAACCGACUGUGCUUGCUUACGUUUGGUUCAUGACUUAAAAAUCGAGUACAGGAGUUAUUCCUGAUGAGACUAAGGCUUUGUCUCUGUUGGCACCAGCUAAUGCAGUGGCAGGUCUUCUGCCUGGUGGUGGACUCCUGCCCACGCCUAACCCUCUUACACAGAUUGGCGCUGUUCCAUUGGCUGCUUUGGGAGCUCCCACUCUUGAUCCUGCCCUUGCUGCACUUGGGCUUCCUGGAGCAAAUUUGAACUCUCAGUCUCUUGCCGCAGAUCAGUUGCUGAAGCUUAUGAGUACUGUUGAUCCAAAGUUGAAUCAUGUAGCUGCUGGUCUUGUUUCACCAAGUCUGAAGUCUGACACCUCUAGUAAAGAAAUAGAGGAAGCUAUGAAAAGAGUACGAGAAGCACAGUCCCUGAUUUCUGCUGCUAUAGAGCCAGAUAAAAAGGAUGAAAAAAGAAGACAUUCAAGAUCAAGAUCACGUUCGAGGAGGAGGAGGACUCCCUCCUCUUCAAGGCACAGGCGAUCAAGAAGCAGAUCAAGAAGACGAUCCCAUUCUAAGUCAAGGAGUAGGCGACGAUCCAAAAGUCCAAGACGGAGAAGAUCUCAUUCCAGAGAGAGAGGCAGAAGGUCAAGGAGCACAUCAAAAAAUAGAGACAAAAAGAAAGAAGACAAAGAAAAGAAACGUUCCAAAACGCCACCAAAAAGCUACAGUACGGCCAGACGUUCUAGAAGUGCAAGCAGAGAAAGACGACGAAGACGAAGCAGGAGUGGAACAAGAUCUCCUAAAAAACCCAGGUCUCCUAAACGAAAAUUGUCACGGUCACCAUCCCCUAGGAGACACAAAAAGGAAAAGAAGAAAGAUAAAGACAAAGAAAGAAGCAGAGAUGAAAGGGAACGAUCAACAAGCAAGAAAAAGAAAAGUAAAGAUAAAGAAAAAGACCGAGAAAGAAAAUCAGAGAGUGAUAAAGAUGUAAAACAGGUUACUCGGGAUUACGAUGAAGAGGAACAGGGAUAUGACAGUGACAAAGAGAAAAAAGAGGAGAAGAAACCAACUGAAGCCAGUUCACCUAAAACAAAGGAGUGCUCUGUGGAGAAGGGAGCUGGUGAUUCACUAAGAGAGUCCAAAGUGAACGGGGAUGAUCAUCAUGAGGAAGACAUGGAUAUGAGUGACUGAGUGUUGCCACUCUAGGACUGCAGCUGUACACAUGCAUCAGUGUCAUUCCUUUGUGUGAUUUCUUAAUGCUGUAUUUGUUCAUCUCAAACCUAGAUGUACACAGCUGAGUUUCAAAUGGUUAUAAAGCUUCUGACAGUGGUAGUAUUGACAUCAAAAGGCUUUUCGGAAGUGGUAAUGGGUAAACAGUUUGUGUGGUGAAAGCUGAUUGAAGAACCAAGCAGUUUUACUAUUCUGGUGCUGCUUCUUAACAAAAAUGAAAAAGCUGCAUGCAUCUACAGCAGGCAUGGAUUGUUUAUGUUGUAUGAUCUGCCUAUUAUGUGAGUUCAUUUAGACUAUUUCUAAAAUUUGAUUCAUUGCCGAAAUAGCACCAUGUAGGGAAUGCACUGAUUGCAUGUUACUGUGGCAAGAAUAUCCUAAAUGUCAUUGAAAUCCUUCAACAUGAUGGAUCUACUUACGGUCUUGUUUAUCAACAUGAGAAAUUAAUAUUUUUAGAUUACAUCUGGAAAUGAGCAUUUGAAAUGAAUGAUCCUUUGAGCCUUAUGGCUAAAUUUUUGUGGCUUUUGUUUAACUUUGAAAGGUUGUAUAUGCACUAACCUUUUUUGAUGGCCGAUUAGGGUUUAAUUGCAGAAAUAAGGUUUGAAAGAAAAUUGUCUUUCGCAGUGGGUAAAUAGCCUAAUUUGAAGUAGAGUUGUAUAAUUUUCCUUAGGUGUUUAGGGAUAUGAUAUUUUUUCCUGAAAUAAUUUAUUCCAUCUCUACAUCAGUGAAAGCUAUCCACCUGUUCAGAGUUCUGUAAAAUAAAGUUAACUGUUCUGAUUUGCAAAGUUCUAAACUCACUGUUGGAAAAAAGGGGUAGUGCAUUUUAAAUUGACCUUCAUAUGCUUUUAGAAUAAGACAAAUCCACUUGAUAAUGUACUUUUAUUUGAUCUCAAGUUGUAUAAAACCAAUAAAUUUUGUGUUACUGUUAUUACAGUAGUGAUCAUAUGCAUACAGUGAUUCCAUGUUAUACAAAGUAGUUAGGCAACUUGUUCUUAGUUACACAAGUUGCAAGCUUCACUUUUGUGCAGCAGAUGCAGAAGUAGGCUACAGUCUGUGCCAUGUUGAUGUACAGUUUCUGAAAUUGUUUUACAAGACUUUGAUAAUAAAACCCUUAAACUUAU